Messenger RNA from Mesoplodon densirostris (Blainville's beaked whale), 390 nucleotides. RefSeq names its product glycoprotein hormone subunit alpha 2 (gene GPHA2). The record is from RefSeq and is a predicted model, not a curated record. Gene Ontology annotation, molecular function: hormone receptor binding; hormone activity. Lineage: Eukaryota; Metazoa; Chordata; Mammalia; Artiodactyla; Ziphiidae. The coding region runs from base 1 to 390 and encodes 129 amino acids. The transcript is spliced from 3 exons. Gene Ontology annotation, cellular component: extracellular region. Gene Ontology annotation, biological process: cell surface receptor signaling pathway.
AUGCCCAUGGCGUCCUCCCAAACCCUGCUCCGCUGCUUUCUGGUCCUAGCGGUCACUGAAGGCUGGGGUCAACAGGCAGCCAUCCCAGGCUGCUACUUGCACUCCUUCAAUGUGACGGUGCGAAGUGACCGCCAAGGCACCUGCCAGGGCUCCCAUGUGGCACAGGCCUGUGUGGGCCACUGCGAGUCCAGCGCGUUCCCUUCCCGUUACUCGGUGCUGGUGGCCAGUGGCUAUCGACAUAACAUCACCUCCGUCUCUCAGUGCUGCACCAUCAGCAGCCUGAGGAAGGUGAAGGUGCAGCUGCGUUGUGGGGGGGACCGGAGGGAGGAGCUGGAGAUCUUCACGGCCAGGGCCUGCCAGUGUGACAUGUGUCGCCUCUCCCGCUACUAG